Emiliania huxleyi CCMP1516 is the source of this 606-nucleotide messenger RNA. RefSeq lists its product as hypothetical. The annotation marks the transcript as partial. The record is from RefSeq and is a predicted model, not a curated record. The transcript has a single exon. NCBI's taxonomy places the organism in Eukaryota, Haptophyta, Isochrysidales, Noelaerhabdaceae.
CACCGUGCUCUACCCCGCUCCUCCGUCGGAGGUGGCGGCGCGCUGCGACUGGGACGCGAUGCAGCGGGGAGCAGGCGGCGGACGCACCUUCAGCGCAGACGGCACGGACACUGCCGACGACACAGUGGGAGCGGCGGAGGCGAGGAUGCGGGCCGAGUUUGCAGAGGAUGCCGCGGCGAGCGCGGGUCUCUCGAUGCCCGUCUCCUCCCCUUGGACGCGCUUCUCCAAGCCAGCGCUCGGGCUGGGCACACCUCUGAGCAUGGCGCUGAAGGCCGGCGAUGCGCUGUGGAUGGACUACCGCUGCUUCCACCACGGCGGCGCCAAUCGCAGCGACGAGCUGCGGGCCGUGCUGUACGCGACCUUCAGCGAGGACAGGGAGGAGGGCGAAGGUGCGGAGACGAUGGACGCCGAGGCUGGUCACGGGGACCACACGUCCUUUUCGAUGGCGCCGCGGGAACAGUGCCACUGCCUCUCCGAGUAUUUGGGUGCGAGGCUUUGAGACGGAGGUCUUUUUGGUCUUGGCAGGGUCCGCUUUACCCUUUAGCUUUACGGCUUUUGUUGACUCUGUUGGUGGGAAAAUCAAUAUGUAAAUCCCUAAAUGAAUUU